Messenger RNA from Ahaetulla prasina, 2838 nucleotides. It is a transcript of the gene FGL2, whose product is annotated as fibrinogen like 2. NCBI's taxonomy places the organism in Eukaryota, Metazoa, Chordata, Lepidosauria, Squamata, Colubridae. The record is from RefSeq and is a predicted model, not a curated record. The coding region runs from base 96 to 1433 and encodes 445 amino acids. The transcript has 2 exons.
GCUGCGAUAACUCACAAGCACCACCGAGCUGCCGUGUAUAAAAGUAUCUGGAGUUCCGUGCACUUCCUCACUGAGCGGCUACGUUCUCAGAGAAGAUGAAGCUCGCUGGAAGGGUGUUGUUGCUGCAAACAGUCGCUCUGCUUUUUGCAAACAGGUUCGUUCUGUCGGAAGAAGAUGCAGGAAGGGGAGAUGAAGAAAGAGGAGGAGGAGGAGAAGAAGAUAAGGUGUCUCCAGCUUGCCCUCUCGCCCUCCAAAGCAGCGGGAAAUGCGAUGGAGAGGAAUGUCCCUACCAGGUGAAUUUUCCUCCCCUGACCAUCCAGCUGCCCAAGCAGUUCCAACUGAUGGAGAAGACCCUCAAGGAAGUGGAGCUCCUCAAGGAAAUGGUCAACACUCUGAAGAAAUCCUGCCAGGACUGUAAACUGCAGGCAGAUGACAACCGAGAGAAGGACAGCUCGAAUGACUUUCUACCGCCCGGCUCCACGAACCAGAGCAUUGUACAAGACAACCGAGUCGCGGACCUGCAGGACAAGGUGACCAAGCUGUCCGAGAACCUGAAGAACGCCAAAAACCAGAUCCACACUCUGCACGGCCGGCUGGAGAAAAUGAACCUGGUCAACAUGAACAACGUGGAAAAUUACGUCGACAACAAAGUGGCCAAUCUGACGUUUUUCGUGAACAGUUUGGACCGUAAGUGCUCUUCGCAAUGUUCAGCUGAAGAAUCCAAAGCAGGCAUCCAGCUUCUUCAAGGAGACUGUUCCAAUUAUUUCGCCGCCGGAAACCGCCAGAACGGCAUCUACAAAAUCACCCCGGAUCCCAGAAACCAUAGCUUUGAGGUUUAUUGCGACAUGGAGUCCUUUGGAGGGGGCUGGACCGUGUUCCAGAUGCGCCAGGAUGGCAGCGUCUCCUUCAACCGAACCUGGGAGGCCUACAAGAACGGCUUUGGAAACAGUAAGGAGUUCUGGCUAGGGAACGACAAAAUUCACCUCCUGACCAAAAGCAAGCAGAUGCAGCUGAGGAUCGAGCUGGAAGAUUUCAACGGCGUCCGAGAAUACGCCACCUACGACCAGUUCUACGUCGCCAACGAGUAUCUCAAAUACCGGUUAACCAUCGGCACCUACACGGGCACCGCCGGCGACUCCUUGAACUUCAGCAAACGCUACAACCACGACCAAAAGUUCUUCAGCACCCCGGAUAGAGACAAUGACCAGUACGCUACAGGCAACUGCGGAGCGUAUUAUAGCUCCGGAUGGUGGUUUGAUGCUUGUCUGGCUGCGAAUCUCAACGGCAAAUAUUACAGCAAGAAAUAUAAAGGUGUCCGCAAUGGCAUUUUUUGGGCCACGUGGCCUGAAGUGUCCGAUCAGAACAUGAACGGCUACAGAAAAGCUUUUAGGAAGGUUAAAAUGAUGAUGAGGCCCAAAACAUUUUUGCCAUGAAUUCCUUUCCCCGCUCCCAAAAUCCUUUUGUCCAAUCUUGGCACUUUCGCCUCAGAAUUUGAAUGCAAUUUAAGAAUAUUCUGUUACAUUUCCCUUUUUUUUAAAAAAAAAUAAAAAAAAAUCUCUUCCUCUUGCAAGCAUUCCUCUUCCAAAAUCCACCAGACUUCUUUUUCUGACCAAAUUCAUGAUGGUAUACACCAGAAAGGUCUCCAAACUUGGCAAAUUCUAACAUUUGUGGACUUCGAUUCCCAGAAUUCCCCAGCCACCCAUGGCGAAAGGCUCAGAAUCCUGGGAGUUGAAGUCCACAAGGCUUAAAGCACUCCAUCGUGGAUAAAUCUUUCUUUCUUUCUUCCUUUCUUUCUUUUCUCCUUCCUUCCUUCCUUCCUUCCUUCCUUCCUUCCUUCCUUCUCUUUCUUUCUUUCUUUCUUUCUUUCUUUCUUUCUUUCUUUCUUUCUUUCUUUCUUUUUUCUUUCUUUCUCUCUCUCUCUCUCUUUCUUCUUUCUUUCUUUUAAUUUUUUCCCUCCCUCCCUCCCUUCCCUCCCUGGAUGUUUUUAAGAAGAAUCUAGACAGUCGCUUAUCUGAAAUGAUAUAGGUUCUCCUACUUAAAUAGGGGGAUGGACUAGAAGACCUCCAAUGUCCCUUCCAACUGAUUCUAGUCUAAAGAUGCCAAGUUCGGAGACCCUUGGUAUAUACAAAGACUUGUAUGUUUGGACCAAAUAAUACUUCAUCCUCAUACAUUUUCUGAAUUUGGAUUUAGGCUCAAUUUUGACACAGUAAUUUUGAAGGCAUUCCAGUAAUCCGGUUCCAUUAUCUGCUCCUAGGAAAAAAUGCAGAUAAUUAAAGGCAUUUAAACCCAAAGUCUAAAUGCCCCCAUUUUAAUUCCAGAAAGAUAGUGAUAAAUUCAAUUAGUGGUGGGGUUUUUUGCACCCCCAGUCUCUUGGCUCAGUCUACUUUACAAAGUUGUUGUUGGGAUAAUAUGAGGGAAGGCCCCAUUCCACAGUGUCUUGAGUUUUUGGAGAAAAUGCUGCAUGUCAAUGUGACUUAACCAUUAUUUUCAAAGCCAGUGAAACUAAACUGCCUUGCCACGCUUUCCAAGGCGAGAAACAUCUCCAUCACUUUGUGACUGUGCUUUUCUGUGUAAAUAAUAGAGGUUAUAUUUUUAUAGAUGACAAAUUAUGCAUUGCCACUGUCACUUUUCUUUAUAUGUCUAAAUAGUUUGCAGAAGAGUAGCUGCAUUUGUUCGUUUUGUUUUGUUUUGUUUUAGUAAAUGCCAUGAAGAAUCUUGGAGCACCUUAACUAAUUUUAGCAUUUAUAGUGUAUUAUCGUAGUACGUUUUUAUAAUUUUAUUCUAAAAUGCGAUAAUGUUUGCUGUAGUAUAAAAAUUCAUGGGUUACAGUUGACUUUA